AUGUGUAACCAGCUCUUGGGCACUUUGGAGGGAAUCUGUUUCCUUGGCACAUUUGGUCACAGGGGUGUGAAUAGAAAGUUCUACUACAUCACUCUACUGAGAGACCCCGUUUCCCGCUACCUUAGCGAAUGGAGGCACGUCCAGCGGGGGGCGACGUGGAAGACGUCCCUGCACAUGUGCGACGGACGGACACCAACGCCCGAAGAGUUGCCGCCCUGCUACGAGGGCUCAGACUGGUCGGGGUGCACUUUGCAGCAGUUCAUGGACUGCCCCUACAACCUCGCCAAUAACCGCCAAGUACGCAUGCUGGCCGACCUCAGCCUCGUUGGAUGCUACAACCUCUCCACAGUUCCUGAGAAGAGGCGCUCACAGCUGCUGCUCGAAUCAGCCAAGAAAAACCUACGAGACAUGGCUUUCUUCGGCCUGACAGAGUUCCAGCGGAAGACACAGUACUUGUUCGAGCGCACCUUCCACCUCAAGUUCAUCCGGCCCUUCAUGCAGUACAACAGCACGCGGGCGGCCGGCGUGGACCUGGAUAACAACACGAUACAGCGCAUCGAGGAGCUCAAUGACCUGGACAUGAAGCUGUACGACUAUGCCAAAGACCUGUUUCAGCAACGCUACCAGUACAAGCACAUGCUGGACCGCCGGGAGCAGAGACUACUGAGAGGACAAGCGUCUUUCCACAGCCCAUUCCGAGAGGACGGAGCCGGAGGAGAGGGUACGGCACGCCUGCCAACCGAGGACUACAUGAAUCACAUCAUCAACGGAUGGUAACCGCCCACCCCUCUCCAGAGAGACCAAAAAAGAGACACAGUUACAAGGAGAGGGGGAAUAUCCAUUCCCAGAUGGGAGAGUUCAACGUCCCAUACUUUAAACGGGAAUAUGGGACCAGGAACGUUCAAGAAAAGAGUCUGUGAGCGUUUCGCUUAGUGCCGCAUCUCAUAGGCCUUUUUUUAAACAAAAGUUAUGGCAUAACAUUAAUAUUAAAUUAUUAUCGAUUUUUGUUUGUGCCACAAAGUUUUUCCUCGACCUCCGUUUCUCAAAAAGAGUGACUGAAACGAACAAACAGGUUUUAAUAUCUGAUUCACAUGAAUAUCUGAGAAUCUAUGAACUCUUUAGGAAAAUAUAAAGAUUGUUUUUAUAUACAUAUAUAUAAAUAUGUAUAUAUCCUUGAUUGCCUUUUUUAAACCUGGUGUGAAGUGGAUGGAGCCAGUCACAAGUGGUUGAAAAUUACUAACAGGUGUUGUGAGUAUGAUUUUAUAGAUAUAUCUUAAUAUAUAUAAGACAAAAGAGUCCCAAUUUUCAUCAGUGUUUUUAUCGUUUUUUUCCCUUUGAGUGUCGAUUCCCAAACAGAUUCCCAUAAGCCCUGGAGAUUGUAUUGGAAAGCCAUUCCUGACAGACGUAUCCAACUGUAGUACUGAUACCCAAAAAAACGAU
Sinocyclocheilus rhinocerous is the source of this 1440-nucleotide messenger RNA. RefSeq names its product heparan-sulfate 6-O-sulfotransferase 1-B-like. Gene Ontology annotation, molecular function: heparan sulfate 6-sulfotransferase activity. Bases 1 to 777 code for a protein of 258 amino acids. The record is from RefSeq and is a predicted model, not a curated record. The transcript is spliced from 2 exons. Gene Ontology annotation, cellular component: membrane. NCBI's taxonomy places the organism in Eukaryota, Metazoa, Chordata, Actinopteri, Cypriniformes, Cyprinidae.